GAGCUGUCCUCGGAGAAGGGGGAGACGAGAGGCUGGGGGAGAAGGGAGGGGAGGAGUUAAGUGUGAAUGCAAACACACGUCGACGUGUCUUGUUAUUGACUUUUGCAAGUUUUGCGUGCAGGAGUGAGGCGACACACGGCGUCAUCCUGAAACGAUGUGGUGGCUCGUUGCUAGCUGCACUGGCGGAGCAGUUCUACUGUUUUUGCUGUAUAAAUGGGUGAUCCCCUGCAUUGUGCAGUAUCAUGGGGGCCUGGCAAUCUUCUGGCAUGAUGUCAUUGUGGAAUGGGUACUGGACAAGCUGACCCAGUCCACACGUCCUCAGAGGCUCCUUGCUGCAGUACAGAAAACGGCCACGAGAGGGGACCCUCGAAGCGUGGUUAAAGCCAUUGAUGACUUCUGCACCCACAAUGAGUGGGCCAUGAACGUAGGCGACGAGAAAGGUUGCAUUCUUGACUCUGUGGUGUCCGAGGCCAAUCCAUCUUGUGUGCUUGAGCUGGGCACCUACUGCGGCUACUCCGCAGUUCGUAUCGCCAGUUUGCUGCCACCUCACGCCAAGUUCAUUACACUUGAAUUUAAUCCCGACUAUGCCGCUAUCGCUCGGCAAGUCAUUGCAUGGGCGGGUGUUGGUGACAAGGUGCAGUUAGUUGAAGGGGAUUCUGGUGAAUGGAUCCCUAAACUGAAGGCGCAUUUUGGAGUAAAAACAUUUGACUUGGUUUUUUUGGACCACUGGAAGAAUCGUUACCUUCUUGACACCAAACUGAUGGAGGAAUGCGGCCUCUUGAAGAAAGGGAGUAUCCUGCUGGCCGAUAACGUUAUCUGUCCUGGCACGCCGGACUACCUGGAGUACGUCCGGCACAGCCCGCAGUAUAAAAGCCAGUACUUCAAAUCUCAUCUGGAGUAUACAAAGGCAGAGGAUGGCCUGGAGAAGUCCAUUUUCUUAGGGUAGUUUCUGUCCAAUUUUUCAAACACCAUUUUGUAUAUGCUGUUAACUACCACUGUCAUAGGAAACCAUAGAAAACAAAAUGAAAGAAUCAAAUUGGCGGCACGCUGGACGAAUGUUAGCACGUCCGCCUCGCAGUUUAUUGGUGCAGGGUUUGAUUCCGACUUCGAGUUUGCAUGUUCUCCCCGUGCCUGCGUGGGUUCCCUCCAGGUACCCUGGCUUCCUCCCACAUUCCAAAAAACAUGCAAGGUAGGCAGAUUGGCUACUCCAAAUUGCCCGUAGGUGUGAGUGCGAAUGGUUGUUUGUCUAUGUGUGCCCUGUGAUUGGCAGUUGAGGGAGUCCCUCGCCUACUGCGAGAAGUCAGCUGGGAUAGGCUCCAGCACAUCCGCGACCCUCGUGAGGAUAAGCAGUUUGCAACGUGGAUGGAGGGAUGAAACAAUCAAAUGGAAAACAAGAAUUACAUCAGUAAGUGUAUUCUUCAUGUCAUAAUCCAGUGGUCCUCAAAGUACCACUAGAGGUAGUGGUACACGAAAGUACGCCCAAGUUGUACCGUAAUUUUCGGACUAUAAGUCGCAUCGGAGUAUAAGUCGCACCAGCCAUAAAAUGCCCAAAAAAGUGAAAAAAAAACAUAUUUAUGUAUAUAAAUUGCUCCUGAGUAUAAGUCGCCCCCCCACCGAAAACUAUGAAAAAAAAACGCGAUUUAUAGUCAGAAAAUUACGGUAUUUAACUUUAAAGUUCAAUAUAUUUGCCAAUGUAGACACUUAACAAUAAAUACAAUUCCAAUAGAACACAAAUUUGAGUCUUUUUUUGCAUACAGAAAUGGUGGCAGCUGUUCAAAAAAGUUGGUAGCUGACAUAUUUGAGAUUUUGAUUGACAGGUUAUGGAAUGUAAAUUCUGUAAUUUGAACUGCAAGAAAUGAAAAGUGUUUGAGGCAUAAAGCAGGCGUCUUGGCGAGUUACUAAUGAAUUAACCACAGGCUAAUAAAAGAGUCAUAAAGCACAAUGCUAAUAAAUGUGCUGACUGGUCAACUGCU
Messenger RNA from Syngnathus typhle (broad-nosed pipefish), 1973 nucleotides. It is a transcript of the gene comtb, whose product is annotated as catechol-O-methyltransferase b. Gene Ontology annotation, molecular function: catechol O-methyltransferase activity. The record is from RefSeq and is a predicted model, not a curated record. Bases 155 to 946 code for a protein of 263 amino acids. The transcript has 6 exons. Lineage: Eukaryota; Metazoa; Chordata; Actinopteri; Syngnathiformes; Syngnathidae. Gene Ontology annotation, biological process: catecholamine catabolic process; developmental process; dopamine metabolic process.